CUAUUAGAUGUGAUUGCUAAAAUCUCGUUCUCUCAAAAUCGGAAAUUCCAACGCUAUGAAGAAAAUUGAAUGUGAUUGAUUCAGCAUUAUCAGUGAAAAUCCUGGAUGGAUUCGCCAAUGAAAUAAAACAGAUUUUGUAACACAACGAUCAACUACUGCAUUUCAUCUACGAAUGUUUUUCAAUUCGACAGUGCAAAGCAAAAAGUGCGAGGAUUAUUUCACGAGCAGUUUCUGGAUUUAUCGUAACGGGAAUUCUUAUAAAAAUGCAAACUUUUUUAUGAAUAUAUGGAACAAUGGAUUGUACGUGAAUUAUACGAAUUUCUCUUGAACGCAAAUGUAUCGAAUUAUAUCUACUAUAAUCCUUUUUUUGGAUCGGUUUCUUUGAUUUAAAAUUUGGUGCGAUCGAUUGCGCGCGAUUUAAGUCGAACAGAAGACAAUGACGGAGAAUGUAUACGUCAUAAAAAUCAAGACAAAGCCACCGUUGUCGUCUUUAUAUCCAUCGGAGCGUCGCUACUCGGCGUCGACGGUUGGCGGCAUGUCCCUGAUCCACUUCAUUCUCGGGGCGAUAUCCCUCUUUUUGAGCACCGUGUCCAUGUCUGUUCCGGGUCAUAUUUUGUCUCUCGCAUGUCUGGUACCGUCCGUGACCGGCUGUCUCGCUUGGCGACGUUGGUACAUCGACCGGAACAUCACCAUUUUCUUCUACGGUAGCCUCUUCUCCUCGGCGGUCGGGAUCUUCUGCAGCGUCGUCAUGAUAUACGAUCUUACGGUGAUUUUAAACGCUGAAGAAUCCCAGCAGUCGUUAAAGAUUCUCGACGCUCAUCAUCAUCCUAUCGAUGAUUUCACGAAUGAUACUCAUAAUGUAACAUUAUCCAAAGGCAAUCCAAAGUUCAUCGAAAAUCAUGAUUCUUCGAAAAUCGACAAAUUUAAUAAAUCACUCGUUACUUUAGAACCAUUUGAGUUCAACGUUUUUGAGGAAAGAAUGAUGAUAUCGAAAGGUACUUUCCAGGAUGACGACACGAUGAACAUUACGGGAUCUGUGAAUUUGAAGGAGAAAAAAAUGGCUGUCUGGCGUAGACGAGAAUUCGACUCGAAUUUAUACGGAAUACCGAUGGCCAUGAACGUUAUAACAGCGUCUUGUCUGGAGGUACUCUGGUCACUGCUAAGUGCGCAAAUUGCGUUCAACGGAAUGAUGAAUUUGCCGGAGAGCGGUAAUGCCGUCGCUGGUUCGAAGACGACGAAAUUGCCGUUGCAAAAGAGAAAACCCCCUGCACCCAAGCCGGAUAUCUUGAAUCACGAUCAUCAAUUGUCGGAAAGUCUACAGAACUUCACUACUUUGCAAGGUCUCGCUGGUCUAGGACCGCGACUACCCUUGCCGGAAUCUAGCAGAGAAUUUAGGGAAAGGGUUGAGAGGUUCUUAGCGAAUCAGGCAACGCAUAGAGUCGUUGAAGGUGCUUGAAGUUCAUAAUUUCAUUAUGAACUCUCUAUAUGAAUUUUGAAAUAUUCCAAAACAUUUUUGCUCUCGUCCAUUUUUCCU
Formica exsecta is the source of this 1534-nucleotide messenger RNA. RefSeq lists its product as uncharacterized. The transcript is spliced from 2 exons. Bases 437 to 1456 code for a protein of 339 amino acids. The record is from RefSeq and is a predicted model, not a curated record. Lineage: Eukaryota; Metazoa; Arthropoda; Insecta; Hymenoptera; Formicidae.